Arachis ipaensis is the source of this 640-nucleotide messenger RNA. The record is from RefSeq and is a predicted model, not a curated record. NCBI's taxonomy places the organism in Eukaryota, Viridiplantae, Streptophyta, Magnoliopsida, Fabales, Fabaceae.
GCUCAUCAACAAUGGUCACUCUUCCACUUUCUCUCACCAACUGUAGCCUUAUUUUUCCCUGAACUGAUAGCUUUUAUUUUUGGCCUCAAGGAGUAGUUCAUUGAAAACAGAGUCCUACAUCUUGCUAAAAUCAUGGUCUUUUUCCGGAAAGGAAAAAGAGUCGGCCAAGGUGAAAGAAGAAUGGACCUUCGAUAGUAGACAAAUUGGGCUUUAGACAAAUGAGAUACUUGGUGAAGGAGAAUGCUUUGCUUUCCAAUCCUGUCAGAAGCUUAUUCAAAGAUGUCUCCAAGACAAGAAAACCACAUGCAAAUGCAAAGCAAAGAGAACGAUGGACAUAUAGGAGGAGCAUACGUUGUUUCUAGGAGCCAUAGUGCUAUAUGGAAGAAUGGCAUGAAAUAUUCUGGAAUUUUGAGAAAGAAAGUAAAAAGGUGGGAGGUCAAGGUGUUGGGACUUAGCUCAGAGUUGGUGAGGAAGGGGAAGAAAAUUGAGCAACUCAUCAAGGAGGAGGGUGCUGAUGAGGAGGGUGUGGAACCAGUGAAGAAACAAGAGGAGAAAAGUGUUAACUAGCAAUGUUUUGAAAUGUAAUGCAUGUUAGACAUUGUUAGCACUUGCUUGCUUGGUCAUUAUAGGUUUCUUGCUA